Molecule: messenger RNA, 2438 nt
Organism: Panthera uncia (snow leopard)
Lineage: Eukaryota; Metazoa; Chordata; Mammalia; Carnivora; Felidae
Exons: 4
Coding region: 1-807 (268 amino acids)
Source: RefSeq, a predicted model, not a curated record
AUGGAGGAAUUACUUAGCAUUGAACAGAACACGACUCUGUCACGCCUCCGUUCCUUGUACAUGCGUGCUGUUCCCUUCGCCAGGAAUGCAUCUAUCUCCACCUCUCUGUCUGGUGAACUCCUACUGGUCUUCAGCUCAGACAUCAUCAUCAUUCACCUUUUCAGGGAAGGCUAUUCUGAGAUGAGAGGCUGGGCUGUAAUUUACCCGCCUCGGAACCGAAAGGGUUACAGCGACCCGGAGGCGGAGCCACGGCGGUGCCACCUGCUGCGGGGCGGUCUGGCGCAGGCGCCUAGGCUGCUAGAUGGUGGCUACCUGCGCGACCCGGGCGGAGGAGGAGCGCUUGCGCUCUGCGCUUUUCCGCCGGGGGAAGUCUCGCGGGGGCGGGGCGGGGCGGGGCCGCGCGGAGAAGUUCUCGCGGGACCCCGACGAGGAGCGGAAGCCAGGCGGCUGUGCUGCUUCGGCGAGCGGGCGGCGGCGGCGACGGCGGUGUCGACGAAGAUUGUAGCGGUGACGGCGACGGGCACAGGCGCUGCCCUAGGGGAGCAGCAGCGGGGUCGGUGGCCGCUCGCACCGCUGCGGAGGGGACGGCCGGGCGCGGAGCGGAGCAGCUGCGCCACGGGCGGCAUUGUGUGUCCCGGAGUGCACGAGCCGGUCCCGAGAGAGCGGCGAGGCCGAGCCCAGGGCGCUGGGUGGCUUCAGCAGGGAAGACUCCCUUCCCCCGGCUUCAGGCUGCUGAGCACUGAGCGGCGCCCAGAAUGGAAGCCAUCGCCAAAUAUGACUUCAAAGCUACUGCUGACGACGAGCUGAGCUUCAAAAGGGGGGACAUCCUCAAGGUAAGUGUGAUGCCACGCAGAUGCCGAGAUGGCCUCCCCUUGUACUCCCCUACCUUCGUUUACCCUGAUAACACACAAAGAAGCCGAGCUCCUCCUUUCUCAGUGCCCGCUUUAACCAUUUACCAUCGGGCGCUCUGGAUAGCUGAGAUAGAUGCUGAGUGGAAUAUUAAAUAUGACUUAAGACGGUUGGUGUGAUGUAUGGUCUUUAACUGCCUUUGUGUGAAUGCCUCCAGUAUCUCUGUUUGCUUGUCGUUUGCACGUAAAGUCAGAGCAGCGUGAUUGUGACAAGGAAGUAUGGAGUAGACUGAUACAUUUUGCAGUUUUAAGCAUUAGGGGAUUUUUUUUUUUUUUUAAAGACUUGAAGUAUUUAUGUAAAAGCACUCAGUCUUGUCUUACACAGUCAAGGUUUUGCAUUCUGGAACAUGAUGCUAGUUGGUUAGAAAUUAAUUUCCUCUAGUUUUGAGAGGCGGUUAGAAGUAUAUGCCAAAACUCAUUAAAGAACCUCAGUGUAUUUUUAUUCUUUGUGAGAAAACUAGUGGAGUUCUAAAUCCUGAAGUUAGUUGCGUUGUUGUACAAGUCACAGGGCGAUUUUCUCAAAAGAAACUUGAGCAAUUACCCUGUAUUAAACUCUAAUUGCACAAAAGAAACCUGCUGACAGUUUAAAAAUCAGCUUCUUUACAGUUUGCAGCUCAUUCUGAGCCCAAACUACUUACACGAGGAUUCACUUUCCACCUGGCACAUGGUAAUUAUGUUGUUUACCCAAUUGACGGCAGCAGCUUGCCCUUUUGGGUAUGUAAUUUAUUUUUACAAGGGUGGGUGUUAUCGAAUAAUGUGUCAGCUCUGCAUGAGGAGAACCUGAAGUUGAGUGUUUGCAUGUUCACUGCGUCUCAACUUUCGACAUUUUUUUCCUCUGAGCCUAGUCUGAUGGUUGGGGGUUUGCCACCCAUUUGUUUACUACCCCUGAAUGAAAAUUAUGAGAAUUUUACAAAGAGGAACAAAAUGGAAAUGUAGAAAUAGCCCCUACAAAAGGACGGGUUUUUUUGGUUUUUGUUUUUCUUUUGAGUCCUUCAGACCUGUGGGUAGCUACUAUUUUGCUCUCUUUGCCGGAGGCAUAGAGUUCAACUCUGAAGUUACCUGCUCAGUAGUUUCUUGAUGUUAGGUUGUAUUUCAUAGAAGGCAAUAUUGAAGAGCCCUUGAAAGAGAAGGAAAGUGUGUUCUUUUCAGAACUGUUUUUUGUGAUGCCCAGCUUUCCCAGGGUAUUCUCCAAGUCAGCAGACAGAACCAGCUAUAGGUUUUAGGGUAAUAUGUGUGUUCUGUUUUCUUAACUAGAAGUCAGAGCAAGGGACGAGACAUAACUUGAACUAUUAAGUUACUCUUUCAUUGGUGUACAGAGGAGUAAUUUGAUGUGUUCAUAGGUGAUUACUGUUUUCAACAGAUAACCAGCAUGUGGUAUCAUCAGAAGAUUGGCUACUCGAAUAUUGUACUCCUGAAACCAGUAUAACAGUGAACAUUAACUAUAGUGGAAUUUAAACAGUUGGCUGUUCAACUACCCGUAUCUGUUGCUUGUACGAAACCCUGUGGGGCCUUCCCUGCCCCCCCCCCCCC